CGUCCGCCAGUCGUCGCGACGUCCUCGCACAGCAGUGACUUGCGCCGAUUUCUCCGUUCAGUACGCGAUCGCAUAAAACGUAAACGGUUCGAGCAUUUGCAGGAUAUCCUUUAGAGAUCCAACACCCUCCAAGGAUAAACAACGAGCAACCAAAUUCACCGUGCCAACGAUUUCACGUCGCGAGACACGAAAGACGUCCGACCGUCUUCGAGAAUAAGACCUCCGCGCGCAGAGGGUUAUCGGAUGUCCUUUUAAAAUAUUCAAGCAGGAAGACGUAUUUCCGGGACAGAGUGAAUCGUUGCGAUUGUCUGCGCUCGAUCUCCCGUAAAUAGAGUGCAAGGACAUUGAACCAGAUUAUACCGUCUACGUAAUUAUUGGACAGUCGGGGCACCUUCGCGAGGGACGUUCCUUCGUUUCGGAAUCGAGAAAAUCCGCUACCAUCGAGGAUUCUCCAACAGCCCCCCGGACGGUUUGCUUUGUUCCGCAUUUCGCUCUUUUCCCUCUGUUUCGCCGUUUUUUCGCACCUGUGUGUGCCAAUCGCUGACUUGGCACCGCGCUGGGAGCGAACGGUACCGGCACCGGGAAAAGAAGAGAACCGAAAAGGGGAAAAACAGAAAACUCGAGCGUGCUCGCGGACCUCUUGCCGAUUUUCCUACCUUUUUCGCCCUCUUGAAUCUCGAACGAGUUCUGUGCGCGUCGCUGGAUGGAUCGCCGGCUUUGAUACUCGACUCGAUAUUUGUCCGGUUGCUGGCAUUGUUCGGAUCCAGUUCGUCAACAACAUCAAGGAUUUUUUUCGAAACCGUGAUUUGAAUUGUGCACUCCACGGACACCAGUGAGUACGAGAUCGACGAGUCUCCCCGCAGCGACGUGAAGCUCGCGACGCUUUGCGCUUGGCAAUUCUGAGCUGCCUGGCUACCGAGUCAACUGGACUGACUUUUAGAUCUGGAGAGUAUACAUGGUAAAAGUUCUGAGUACUCGCUUACGAGUAAUUGUAUAACUUGAACCUUCACUUAUGUUACAAGUAAGUCAUACAAACUUAACGUAGACGAAUCUACGGCUAAUUACCGAAGACAUUCAAAUUACAGGCGAUGAAGAUGAGCAAAGUGGGCAACCAGACCAAUUCACAGGACCCACAGGCGGUGAAUUCCCGGGUAUUCGUCGGGAAUCUAAACACGUUUCAGUGCAGCAAGACCGAUGUGGAGCGAAUGUUUCAACGCUACGGCCGUCUGGCAGGAAUAUCCAUGCACAAAGGCUAUGCAUUCGUGCAAUUCACAAAUCCCUUUGAUGCUCGCAGCGCCUGCCUCGGCGAAGACGGCCGCACCGUUCUUAGCCAGAUACUCGAUGUCAACAUGGUGGCCGAACCCAAGCCUCACCAAACCGGACGUAAACGACAAAACGUCACCAAAACUGGCAAUGAUUGGGACUACUACUACGAUAGUUACUAUGCGUCGACCGCUUUUCCACCCCGUUUGGCGCCGCCACUGAAGAGACCCCGUUUGAUGCCGCCAACUCGAUCCCAGCACCCGAAGCAACAGAAACAACAACCAGCUGCGAACACGGCCACUGUACCGGACUUGAACCAGCUGAAAGUAUACAGCAACCCGGACAUACUGAUCUGCGGCAACUGCAGAGAAAUGUUUACUGACCUUGGAGAGCUACUCGAGCACAAGCGAAAUUACUGCAAGCUGCGGUUUACAUGUAAAUGUCACACCUUCAACGGAACGGCCCCAAGGGAUUCCACGACAGCUUUGCUCUGCGUUCUCUGCAAAGUAUCUUUCCCAUCAGCAUGGGAACUGAUGGUUCACGCUCAGGCGGCUCACAUGAUCAACAUUUACGAGCUGGGAACUCGGCCUCAAAGUCCAAGAUCUGCGCCUAGUCCACCCCAAAGUCCCACCCAGCAUCAGAAAGAAUCAUCACCGUCACCGCAAGACUUUCAGGAAACCAAAGCGUCCGACUGCGAAGAACGCGCCGAAGAAGAGGAUUUGGACGGACACGAAUUAAUACCAUCUCCCGACAGUGGCAAAUCAACAGACAACGAGGCAGCUCUAUCACCAAUUAAACUACGAUCUGAUGUGAACGGAUUGGAUCACGAGGAAUGCGACGAAUUGAUGCAUGUCGAAAACACCACGCAAUCAUGCAUCAUGCACGCUCUCAGCAUUGACUCGUCCUUGGAACUCAACUCUGACACGAACUCGAGGGGAAGUUCCGGCCCAGUCAUGGCGUUGACUAAUGGAUCCCUCUCCGCGAAGGAAUAAGUCGAGAAAGAAUUAGUCAUUGGAACACGGUGUUCUCCCUGUCCGGGGGAUUCCUGUAACCAACGCCACCAACGAGACAUAUCGAUCUCCUUUAAGGAUAAACACAACCCGUCUGUAUAUAGCUUAAAUGCCUAACAAAUAAUUCAGGGUCGUCUCAUGCCAGAUCCGGGACCUGUUUUGGCAAGUUUGGUAUCGAUGGAUCGCGAACCGUUCCGAGGAUUCGACGAACGGGAAAGAUUUAAAGCGUUUCGCCUUCGUUCGCGUCCGUCUUAUCGAUUAAUCCCGUUUUUCUCUCUUUUUCUCGUAGAACUUAGCGCAGAAGACGAAUCGCUUUCGACGAGCUUCCAUUCAGAAGAAAGUACCGAUUCCUGGCUUUUUUUUUCUCUCCAUCCCCUCCUACGUCGCCUCGACCCAGCUCCGUCUUUUCAUUCGUUGCGAACGCCUUUCGAGUUUUCCGCGUUCGAAAAAUUCUUGUGGCCGAACACGAUGACUUCCGGCAACGUUUGAGGGAUACGCUAAGGGGAAUCCUAGUCGCGUGAAAAAUUCCGAGCGAUCGAACGCUCGGAAAUUACUGAGUACACGGUAUUCCUUGUCUGUGAUAAAUACAACAUUUACAAAGGCAGAGCCGGUUGUGGCGGGCGCCGAUUUCAAUAAAAUUGCCGUGGAGUGGUGAGUUUAUAACUUUGAGAGCCGUGUACAGAAUAUUAACUCCGGACGACCGUAUACUUUUGAGAAAGAGUGUACUCUUUGAUGUUUGUUUGUACAUGGCUUUCGUUGGUAAAAAGACGCUUAAAAAUACACGUUCUUGUAACGCUCAAGACUAGAAUCGAUCGAGAUUAAUUAAUUUUCGUAAAUAGUAAAUAUGAUUGUUACUUUAAAUUAAUACGUAACUAAUCUUGAACGUGUGCUUAACACUCUCGACGAAAAUCAGGGACAGCUCCAAAUAUUUCAAGACUCUGAACAAAAUUAAGUAUUGAUAUUUAAAAUUUUUUAGUUAAAGAUGGCAGUGCUCGUUUCUGUUAAUUUUUAACCCUUUGCACUCGACGACAGUUUCAUUACAAAGAGCUAACAAUUUAGACGACUAGACCCUUCUUCUACCAUGAUUGGAGAGUCGUGGAAUUAAAGUAUUUUACAACCACUUCAAAGUGUACAAGUUUCCAGCUUAGGAGCAUAUUUAUGAAUCAAUGUCGCUAUGAACAGUUCCAGAUUCAACGUAAUCUAAGAUAAACAAAGACUGUCGCUUCUGAGUUGCUCCCCGAGUGGAAAUCGAGUCGAGCAACUGCCAAUCUCUAGUCCUAAAAGUGAUAAAUCUUCAAUUGAUAAUUAAACGAUAUAAUAAAUAGGGGCGAGUGUUAUCAUCUUUAACUUAAAUGUUUUAGAUAUCAAUGUUCAAUUUCUUUUCAAUUUCUUUAUUGUAAUUGCAUUUUAUAGUAACUCCAUUUUAUAGCAAUUUUGUUGAGAUGGAGGCUGCCACAUGCUCUUUGUUAGACGAACCGCAAUCGCGGCACAAUUUUGCUUUGCUUUUGAGGAUUUCAAAUAGUCACGAUGAUUCUUAAGUAGAGGAUGCAACGUUAAUGGAUUCUUUUUCUAACGUCGUCGAGAAAUAGGUGAAAAUCAGGCCGUCCGUUUAUGUGGUAGCGUUUUAUGAAAAUUGCAAGUAGCCUGCCGAAGACGCAGCAUAGCACUUUUCGUACAGUGAGGAAAAUAUUGUUGCUCGCCAAGGAGAUUGCGUUUCUCUCAAAUUUUGAACAUUUCUAAUCUAAUCGAGAAUCAAGAGCUUAAGAGAAGAAAUCCAUAUUAAGGAAGUUUUAUACGAUUUAGAUGUCAUAGCUUCUUAUCAAAAAACUUAGUAGCUUCUAUAGAUACAACCAGUUGUUAUUUAAGCCAAGUACUAGUUCACUCGUGUAUGUAUAAAUAAAAGUACUUUUGCAGUUCUUCAUAAACAAAAUCAAAUUCUCGUUAUCAGAUAAUAACAGGUUAUCAGUGCAGUGGACCGGAUAAAGAGUAGGCUUUGAUGUAUUUUUUAAACAGAAAUGAAUUAAUAUAGAUUUUCUGGUUAUGAGAAAAAUACCAUAAACGGAUUACGAUCAAAUGAAUAUUGAUAUAAAUAAAUCGUUUAACAUAUUCCAACCAGAAAAUCGCUGUUGAUCCCAUUCUAUUUUAUAUAUUGAGUGUUUUGUGAAAUAUGGCCAUAACUUAAAAAAUUGAAUUUAGCAGGAAAAUCAAGUUUUGUUUGAUUGGAAAAGGGUGCUACUUGAAAAUCUUAACAAAUAAUUUUAAAAUUGCAAUAAUAUGUUCGUGAUAAUUACCCACCCAAAAAAGAGAUCAAUUUAAAUUGUUGGAAAUAGUUUGUGUUUAUGUAUUGAUGCCAAGAAUUCUAAUACUGUAAACAGACUAUAUGUCACACUGUAAUGAUAAAUAUCACGCUGUUUCUUAAACAAUCCUCUACGAACAGUGUAUUUUUAAAAAGUUUGUAAUGUUGAAAGCAAUCCUUGAGAGAGAGAGGAACAACACUGGAGACUUGUAACGUUUGGAUUGCACUUGAAACAACUCAACGUAGAAGUCCUUUUUUUAUUCUGUAUGCAUUCGGUGCAAUUUUGCCUGCCCACGAUACAGAGUAAGUCAAUCAUGACCCCGCAUGGAAUAACAUGACAUUUAUCGAUUUUAGUGAAAAGAGUUGUGUAUGAUGUACAUAUGUAAUGUUUGGUUCAUUUUUAUCUUAUGUUUUCCAUUUUAUGAAAUGACCUAAAAUUGGUUUAUAGUACUACUACGUUAUAAACGAUCUAACAUAAUCCUUAAAACGUACAUUGUUUCUGUUUACUUUCCUUGAACAAAGAAGAUUUUAAUAUAGUAUCCUAGUAAUGACGGAUUCUCUGUGUUUAUCAUUUAUUGUGAUUUACUACAAAAUAAACAUGGAGAUAGUCAAACGCUUCCAUGCGACGAGCUCCAGCGAACACAGGAUAUUUCAUGUGAAACGAUUUGUCCUAAAAUCAAUAAAUAACGAGUCACUUCAGACAGCAGUUGUUAUUGCCCGCCCUGUAUACAUUUCGUAGAGGGAUGUUCUAGGAAUAUAGUAAUAUGAUUUAUUACAAAGUCCUGAAUCACUUGCACCAGGAAGAAAUAUCGUGCCAAACGUGUACACGAGUUUUUGUGUACAUACCUGUACACGAACGUGUAUACUUCAAUGAAAUCGAAUAUUUAUAUUUUCAAAAAUUCUUGUAACUCGGUGAAACAUAAAUAAAUACACACACAAAGUUUGGAAUCGACGUGUCCAAUGCGAUUCUUAACAAAAAAGAAAUCUCUAAUGUCAGCUAAUUUUUAAAAUUCCAAGCUGAAAAGAUUCUUCAACUUACUUGACACAAUCGUGCGAAUGAAACUCGUGCUUCUCGCGAUCAGUCCCAAUAUUUCCAACAAACGCACAUCCCGAAACCGCAGCGAUACUUUUUCCCCUGUGCGAAACAAGCUGCGAUCUCCGAUCUACAAGUACGACUGUAAAUAAAUUCGUCUGCUUUCUCUAAAUCUCCUAGCUCGGUAAUAAAAGUCGGUUAGUUCUCGGCCGGGCAUGUUAAUCGUCAACGCUUAAUUACCAUUUAGGACGUUGUAAAUAUUCGUGUAACCUUAAGUUAGCGUAAAGAUGGUGACCGUUACGUUUCAUAGAAUUAAUUAGGGAUGAUUCGAUCGAACUGUCCGCUCGCGGAUUCGCGAAACGCUUUAAAUCCCGUGUAAACGGGUGAAGAGCGGUUCCCCGCUGUCAGAUGUGAGCAAAAUUUUAUUGAAAUAAUAGGUAACAAUUAAAGCAAGUCUACCUACAAUAAUUUAUUCGUGACGUUUAUUGGGCUGAACGAAUAUAUCUUCAUUUGUUAAAUGUAUUUCGAUCUAUAAUUUAACUUGUAUUUUUUAUUUACUCCUAAUGUGCCUCACACGUUCGGGGUCAAUUAUGUAAUAUAUAUUAUUAUUAAAAUUCAGUCAUGUUCUUAUACGUAUGUAUUUAAAAGUAAAUGUUUAUAUUAUAUAUGAUAUAAUAUAUAUACACACACACAUGCAGAUAUAAAUAUGUAGUUAUUUAUUUAUUCAUUUAUUUAUAUUAUGAGAUAAACAAUAAUUCAUCCCCUAUACGUUUACUCGCUCUUUUUGCAUAAAUGUGAAUUUUACUCAUCUCUGCCCAGGUUCUGCGAUCGUAUCGAUACAAAUUGACCGAAUGAUGCUGAUUUAGCGUCGAGUUUGACCGCCAUCGAUAUUAUUAAGACACUUUUUGAUCUGAGUAGUAGCCGAAAGAAAAAAAAAAACGGUGACAGUGACUGAUCGUAAAGGGAAAGAAAGAAUUAUUUAAUUUCCCCGGUAGAUAAGAUCCAUCAUGUAAGCUUGACUUCGUAGGAUCGAUGCGUGAAAAAGCGUGGAUUCUCGCAGUUUUAUCGAUUGCGAACAAGAUGAUUAGCAUAUCAAACGUGUAUUUUUGAUGAUGUAUGAGUGCGGUUUCUUUUUCUCCAGCGAAACGAGCAAUGCCAAGCAUCGUCCAAAUUAGCGUAACUGAUUUAAAAAAGAAAGAAAAGAAAUAAUAAUGAGAAACAAAAGAAGCAGAAUCUAUUAUGGUUACUGAUAACAGCUGGCUUCGUCAUGGAUCGCGACAUGCAAGAGAUCAGGGUCGGAUUAAGAUGUGGGCUUUAGGGUCUACAGGGUAGAAGUCACCGCCAGCUGGAGAACCUCCACAGCUUAAUUCGAGGCAAUUCGAUGAAUUCUGCCACAAAGAUAGAUCCUUGCAGUUUGAUCAAGAGCUCAGAGCUUAUUUCAUUAUUUCCACUUAAUUAUACAUUAUUGCGAGUUCGGCCCUUAUUAAUUGUUCUAACUGAUUUUAAUGCGACUUGGAAAUCUAAUUCGUGGGUUUCUUACGACUGCAGUUGUUCGUUAGCUCGUGUAUCAGUAACGGACUGACCUAGUGAUGGGACUCAAACAUGUUUUAAGAUCCAUAAAAAUUAACACUCUUUUAUUAUUUUUGUUUUUUUUUCUUUUCCGUGAAGGCUCUGAAUCGUGUAAAAUUCCCCCCGCCACCUAUACUGCCUUGCAUUAACGAAUUUUAUCUAUCUUAUUUAUUUAAUAAUUGUAUUAUAUGUACGUUAUAAUCUUUUACAUUUCGGUGGAACCGAAUCAUCUAAAUUAUUAUUAUAUGAUCAAAUAUUAAAGGAAGCAAAAUAUAAUAUGCUGUAUCAGACGAAUGCUUACUUUCAAAGUGUUAAACUUCUAAAUACAAUGAAAUAUGAUAUUUGAGAUAUUGAUAGCUCUGCUCUUCAUAGUCGAUACUAAUUGAUGCUUUCAAAUGUAAGUCGUGUCCUUUAAAUGAGAUACUCCGACGUUUCGACAGCUCAGCUAUCGAUCCAGUACCGGUGUGUCAUUUGACCCCUGAAGAAGCUAUCUGCAAUGCUGGCGUAACUGAGGAGUACCUUAUUCAAAGGACACGGCUUACAUCGGAAAGCCUCAACUAGCGGUCCAAGAAAUGUCUUCGAUCGAUUUGAGAUCUUCGGUAUUGAUACCUGCAGUCACCUACAGUAGACACUUGUAUCUAUGUAGGUUCAAAGUAACUUUGUUCAAACAUUCCGUUUGAAGAGAAGGAUUGUACGCACUAAUUAUAUAUUCCGAAUGUUGAGACACGCUGUAGCCAAUACAUUUGAGAAUAUAACGAAAUCUGGCCACCUGAUUAGGAAAACUCAGAUUUGCUAGAAAACCAUCCCCAAUAGUUGUGGAUGAAUACAGAUUUAAGAUGUGUAGUGACUAUAUUUGAAGACUACAAGACGUCCUUAAGGUUUAGGACAUUGAAUAUUCCAUUUGACUGAAAUGUUGUUAAUUAAUUUCAUAUCUGGAAAACUCUUCUUGUUUCAUAUGUAUCCAGGCUCUAGAAACACCCUGUAGAAAUUCCGCAGAAUUGAAAAUUAUUUAAACUGACAAGUAUUGGUACUAAUUAAUAUGACGUUGGAUUGGUCCCAUCACUACAGCGUUGUCCUUUUAAAAAUAUUUAUUUCAUUAUUGUUGAGAAAGGAACAAUGGUAUUUAAUUUAUAGAAUUAUGAGCCAAAUUCAAUUCUAUGCGUGACGUCACACUGAUCAGUUUCUUGCGUCUCAUUGAAGAAAUCGUUGGUCGAGUGCAACCAUUGGAUGAAUGAUACGCGUGCGACGAGAUGAAAUUGACUCGUAAUUGCCGUGAAAUCACCUUAAAGAAUAUUCAGCGAAUCCUGCGUAUCUCGAUUUCCAAACGUACUAAAUAACGUUCGCGAUAAUCACAGCGAAUGGUUGAAAAACACUUCGACUCGAUUCGCGAAGAUCGAUGAUACUUUGGCGGCACAGAGAGAAAACUAGGGCUGCUAAUAUCCGUGCAUCAGACCGCAGGUGGUUUCCAUUUCUCUCUCAUAUACAGAUUAAUCUGACGAGAAGAUCGAAGUUUUUAACAAUCAAUCUCGCAAAAAUUGGAACGAGUGUAGUUAAUCACUUUCGUUCGUGCGUUGCACUUACGACAUUACACAAAUGGAAUAAAGAUUUAUAUAAAUAAAUUUUCAAUUGAAUUUUCAUACGACAACGUCAUGAAGUAAAAAUACCAUAAAUCAAUGCAAGAAAAUUGCACUCAAAUAUUUAUUCCUUGCUCGACAUGCGUGAAACGUUCUUUUAUUAUUCCGAGGACAGUAAUAACAAACACGAUAAAUAUGAAUUACAUUUCGCCCAACAAUUUAUGUUAACUGAACACUCCAUACCGAUUUUUGCGAGCACUAGAUAUUUCUAAAUUCUUCGAUUCUCUAUCUCUUUGAUUAAAAAAAACCCUUUACGAUGAAUAUAUAAUCUAAUGUACAGGUUUCGUAAAAAGCAAAGUGUCUGCGGUAAAUGCGAAUAAACGAGUACGAUGUCUGACUAAUAUACCUGUACCUUGAAACAACAGUCUGUGGGGAUAUUUUCUUGGCAAUAUUGGUCAUUAAAAAAUGGAAGUUAAAAAUGUGUCGAAAUAAUAGAAAAGUGAUUAAAAAUUCCGAACGAAACGCUGUAUCGUCGAUGUCUUGUGGUUCCAAGGUACAAAGACUUCGCUUUGUGAGGAGUGCCAGUGAACAUUUUCAUAUUUAUAUUUUAUAAGGAGCACCAGUUUUACAGGAUCGCGUGACAACGAGUACGCGAAGUUUACCCGUAAUACAGUUUCACUAACAAUAUUUAUUACCGUAGAUGUAUACGUAUAAUUUAUGUAAUUCAUUACGCGUAUGUAUUAUUGUAACGUUGUAAUAUAAUCAUCGUAAUAGGCACGGCAUGAAAUAGCCAGACAGCGAAUCGCAAAACUCGUGCAUCGUAUCGAUAAGAGCAGCGAAUUCAUGGGUUAUUGGACAUGAAAUGGACGUAUGAUUGCACACGUAAUACUUGUAUUCUUCCUACCGUUCAUUAUCGUUUAUUAACCGUGCGCGUAUUCGCAUAUAUUUUUAAUAUCCGCACGGUGAUAACUCCCGCAUCGAGGAACAGGAAUUUCACCGUAUUUCUAUGCCAUAAUUAAACGAGUAUGAUCAGAACAAAAUUACAGACCAUUUCGGCAGCCCUAGAACGAUUGUAAUUAAAUCAUUGAUCUUUUCUUCAA
Hylaeus anthracinus is the source of this 9845-nucleotide messenger RNA. RefSeq lists its product as uncharacterized. The record is from RefSeq and is a predicted model, not a curated record. Gene Ontology annotation, cellular component: nucleus. The transcript is spliced from 15 exons. Bases 1089 to 2255 code for a protein of 388 amino acids. Gene Ontology annotation, molecular function: RNA binding. Lineage: Eukaryota; Metazoa; Arthropoda; Insecta; Hymenoptera; Colletidae.